This is a messenger RNA of Caenorhabditis angaria, 1862 nucleotides long. The record is from the annotation of a GenBank genome assembly. NCBI's taxonomy places the organism in Eukaryota, Metazoa, Nematoda, Chromadorea, Rhabditida, Rhabditidae.
AUGCCGAUCAGUGAGAUUAAAACAGGAGAACAAGUCGCCGAAUUCAUCAAAGAUCCAAGGUACUCUUUAACAUUCAAAUCUUUGUACAUAGAUUCAUGUUAGAAAAUCAAUAUUUCAGCCCGGCAGUUUUGCACUUCUAUGCAAAUUGGGCGCCAUCUUGCGAACAGGUCAAUGCUCUUAUCGAUGAUUUUGUUGAAGAUUCGAAUUUAGCGAUCAGAACUGCUUUCAUUGAUGCAGAAGGUUUGCCAGGAAUAACUCUCAAUUUCAAAGUCACCGCUGCACCAACACUUAUUUAUUUCAGUGUUAGUUUUAUUUCUGGAACAUCGAUUUUUUGUUGAAUUUCAUGUUUUCAGAACGGAAAAGAAGUUGGGCGAGUUGAUGGUUUCCUUCCAACUGAAAUCAAAGAAAAAGCUUUGAACACAGUUACACGAUAUUCAACAGCUGCUCCAUUUGCUGAUAAUGUUGACGAGGAAGCAUUGAAAAAGGCAUUGUUUUUGAGAAUUGAGAAAUUGACAAAGAAAAGUCCGGUUAUGUUGUUUAUGAAAGGAGAUCCAAGUCAACCGAAAUGCGGAUUUUCGAGAACAAUUGUUGGAUUAUUGCAAUCGAAAAAUAUCGAAUUCGAUAGUUUUGACAUUUUAUCCGAUGAUUCUGUGAGACAAGGAUUGAAGGUAUUUUUUUCAGUUCUAGAUGGUUUCUAUAAUUAAUUUUUUUCAAAAAAAAUUUCUGAUCGGUAAAAUGUUUAAUUUCAUCUCACAAGGGAACUGUUUUAACUUUCACUCUACAUUUUUGAUGAAAUCUAUGUUUUCUAGUAGUUGUUGGUCCGCUGAUCACGAUUUCGCCGUCUUAAAUUUUUGCAGAGCUCAAAUCUUAACAUGAGUUAUGACGUGGCAAAUUUCAAAAAAUCGAGAUUUCAGAAGCUAGCUUCAAAAACGAUUCUCCUGAACAAGCCUGUGCAGAUUUGCAUGAAAAUCAUUUCUGUAGCUAGUUUUCAGCUCCUUAAAUCCCAUUUUUUUGAAAUUUUCGAACUUUUCCACGUCAUAACUCAUGGUAGGAGUUGAGCUCUGCAAUUUUAGACGGCAAAAUCGUGAUCAGCAGAUCGAAAACUAUUAGAAAACAUAGAUUUCAUUAAAACAUGUAGAGCGAACGUUGAAACAGUUCCCUUGUCAGACGCUAUCUGUAAAAACGUGAACUAUGACGUGGCGAUUUGGAGAAAAAACAGUUUUUUUUUCAAAAAAUGAACCGUAAAGACAAGUUCACGUGAACUUCACAUAAAUAUUUCCCUUUUUUUAUUCAUUUCAAUUUUUCAGGAAUACUCAAACUGGCCAACUUAUCCUCAAUUAUAUUUGAAUGGUGAACUUGUUGGUGGAUUGGAUGUUGUUAAAGAAGAAUUCGCCGAUGAAGCUUUUGUUGAAAAAUUACCAAAAGUUGGAGAAGGAAAAUUGGUGAGUUUUUUUAAUUAAAUAUUUUCUUUAAAAUUAUUUUAAUUUUUUCAGACACUCGAAGAUCGUUUGAAAAAACUGAUUUCUAGCCAAAGAAUGAUGUUGUUCAUGAAAGGUGAUAGAAAUGAACCGAAAUGUGGAUUUUCGCGAACAAUUGUUGGAUUAUUGAAUGAGGCAAAAGCUGAUUAUGGAACUUUUGAUAUUCUGGGAGACGAAGAAGUUAGACAGGGUUUGAAGGUAUUUAUUUUUGCGGAAAAAUUAUUAAAUAAUACUAAUAUACGGAUAUUUCAGACAUUCUCGAAUUGGCCAACUUAUCCACAAUUAUAUUUGGAUGGUGAACUUAUUGGUGGAUUGGAUGUUGUAAAAGAGGAACUAUUGGAUACGCACUUUUUGAGAAGUAUGCCAAGAGUUGGCCGAUCUUAG